GGUAUUAAUAUAUUUGACUAAACUAUAUAAGCGGUCGUUUUGAACAUAUAUCACAUAAAAAUAUUUUGAGURAAAAAUUAACUUUCAAUUAAAUUGUCUUAAAAGUUGUUUAACAAUAAAUCAAAUCAAUUAUUAAGCAAAAUGUCAAUUGACUUAUACAUAAGCAAAUACAGUGGGCCCUCCCGUGCCGUUUGGAUGACAGUCAAGCAAUUGAAACUAUCGGUAAAUAUUAAACACAUUGACUUAAGUGAAGGACAACAGUUGGCCCCGGAGUUUGUGAAGAUAAAUCCUAGCCAUACGGUACCCACUAUUGUUGACAAUGGUUUCGCAUUGUGGGAAAGUCGAGCCAUUUUGCAAUACCUGUGCAACCAAUACGCACCCGACAGCUCACUAUACCCGAAGGAUACAAAAAAGCGAGCAAUUGUUGAGCGAUGGCUUAAUCAAGAUUUUUCUCUCGGAUAUCAUCAAAGAGAUGUUUUGUACCCAACACUUAUGGGAGCACCGGUAGCUGAAGACAAGGUUACAGCUUAUAAGAAUGCAUUGAAAGUUAUAGACGGAUUGAUUGGCACAAACAAGUACCUGACCGGAAACGAUCUAACCAUUGCUGACCUGUCGUUGUUGGCCGCAGCCGUACCGCACGAUUGGCUGCCGGCGUUUGAUUUGUCAGAUGUACCGAACUUCAACCGAUGGUAUAACCAACUGAAAGGUGAACUGUCCUACUUUGAUGAGGUCAACAAUAUACCUAAAGAACAAUUGAAUGCUAUGGUCGAGAAAUAUAAGGCAAAGUUUGCACCCAAAGCAUAA
This is a messenger RNA of Oppia nitens, 804 nucleotides long. RefSeq names its product glutathione S-transferase 1-like. Gene Ontology annotation, biological process: glutathione metabolic process. The transcript is spliced from 3 exons. The record is from RefSeq and is a predicted model, not a curated record. Lineage: Eukaryota; Metazoa; Arthropoda; Arachnida; Sarcoptiformes; Oppiidae. The coding region runs from base 142 to 804 and encodes 220 amino acids. Gene Ontology annotation, molecular function: glutathione transferase activity.